Dreissena polymorpha is the source of this 9419-nucleotide messenger RNA. RefSeq lists its product as uncharacterized. NCBI's taxonomy places the organism in Eukaryota, Metazoa, Mollusca, Bivalvia, Myida, Dreissenidae. The transcript has 8 exons. The coding region runs from base 387 to 1823 and encodes 478 amino acids. The record is from RefSeq and is a predicted model, not a curated record.
UUACUUUCGCUUUUCGAAAGACUGGACGGACAUGUAGCAUAUAUUUAAUUAUACACUGUAAUUAAUAUUAUAUUGCGAUUGCAAAUUGUUCAGAUUAUAAUGUCGGAUUCAUUGACACGUAAACGUAUAUCACCAACACGGUAACCAUUCACCAGUUCGAGCCUCAAUGACACGACCGAUGCUCUUCAUCAAGUAUUCGAAAUUCUAGACAGACGAGCAGACUUAGGCAAAGAGCCAUUACAUUGUCCAACCCGAAUCCCCCUUACAACCGCUCAGAUUUUUGCAAGAAAAGUUGCCUUAUUUUGGCAAUGUUGAAUGACACAGCCAAUUUAAACAAAUAGCACGCUUAACAUGCACUUUUUAAAACAGGAAAUAAACAGCUGCGAAUGAGCAUGGCGGAUUACAAGGACAUUCUUCGUAAGCCGGAAACCCAGAACUGGUUAAAGGUGGCUAUUUGUUUGAACAGCACACGCGACUGCCUGCUUGUCAUUGCAAAGGGUAUCGCGCUGGCAUAUUAUGAUGACAUCCGUAAAGCGAUCAAGCAAAAUAAUGGUAUUCCGGAGAACGCUGUCUGUAGUCAGUGUAACACUCCAAAUGUUGUGGCAUUUGCUCCAAAGAACAAAUGCUGCAAUCGUGGGAAAUGCCACUUUCACGACAUUCAUAAGCCGCGGAAUUGUCCCAUAAAUAAUUUAUGCCAUGAAAUUCGACGACACAUUCUAAAACAACACCGCUUUAGCAAACCAACCUGGAUAAACACAGAUGCCUCGAAAUGGUGCACUGAUCCCUGGCAUAUCGCAAAGUGUUAUCUCCCAAAAGAUGGGUACAGUGACGUCAACCAAGCAGAAGAUACCGACUUCAAUGGAAUAGUUAAUGUCAUAUACAACUGCAUAUUCUAUCAAACGUAUUUCAAUGAUGACCUGACGCAUAAGAAAAAUGUCUGCACAAAGGCCAGAGAUGUGGGGCGUAAGUUUCGACAUGCGCCAACAUUGUCAAUGACCAGUCGGGACAGUGACACAGCCAUCGACACGCUAGUUUCUCUGUUAAAGAGCAUAAAACACGCCGAUCACCAAGCUGCGUCACUGACGACAGUAGACAAGUUAACUCAGCUUAAGAAUGGUACCAUAAGUAUAACAGAUCAGGAUAUUGCUACAACCUUUGAACACUACAAAGAUACGUCGCCUACCGUUGAAACUCGGCAUUGGACAUUAACAAGUUGCUGCUUUCUACGAUUUUACUGUUGUUUGACUGGCGAAGAUUACAAAGCGCUCGUGAUCAACGAAGUAACUGCAGUGGACAUUCUGCCUGAAAGAAAGAGUACUUUAACAAAAGUACAGGAGUGGUUAAUCCAACACUACAAGGACACGUGUGUCACGCCUGUUUCGAUGCUGGAUGCUGACAUAGAUGGAGAUUUAUCAAGGAUCUACGUUCCCCCGUCUAUCGAGGAAUUGAGGAGAGGCCAAAGAGACAUGAAUGUUUGGAGUGACGCGUUGUGUACCACAAAGGUAGGUACAUAUUUGAGUAGCUACAAGGAGCUACUGCAUCGUGAUGGGAAGGAGGUAAAUACAAUCUACAUUCAAGGUGAUACGGGAUGCGGAAAAACGACGUUUUGUAAAAAGCUCGCUCUUGACUGGUGUAAAGCUCAUUCGAAAACCACGAGUAAUGUCAACACCAGCGAGACGGCACCAACAGAAACAACAUUCGGUGAUAUUGAUACCUUGCGAGACUACACAUUUUUGUUCUUUGUAUCAUUGAGCGAAUUCAGCGAAGCCACGUGUAACAUUAGUCAGAUGGUUGAGGAUGAGGUUGAGGUUGAUAAAGCGUAACAGACUAGAUUGGGCUGCCAGCAUUUGGUAUCAAAAAUGUAUUGUUCUGACCGAUUCCGCUGACGAAUGGUAUCAUCCCGAUAUACCCUUUCCUCCGCCACCUGACUCUACGUGCAAGUGCCGUAAAAACCGAACUUUGCCACAGUAUUUGCAAAGGAAAAACAUUACCAACAUUGUAGUCGCACGAACUUGGAAACUUGCCGACGUCAACAUGAGCGAUACUGUUACGCGUUUGUUUAAAAUAUCCGGCAUUGUGAAAAAUGUGAUUAGUAUUUUAGCAGAGAAAGACGGUAUUUCUCAAGAGGUUCAACAACACAAAUACAUAGAUUUCUUGAGCAAAAUUACGACGAACAAUAUAAAAAAACUACUCUAUAUAUAGUCUUAUUGUGUACAGUAAGUUCAUCAGUUUUACGUUGGACGUUUAAUAGAAGGAUCAUUGUGUGCGAUAUACACCAAUAUGCUAGAUAUGCACAUAACCCAAGGAUUGUCAAAACGUCAACCUGAAUUUGGCGACGAGGAAAUCAGCUUUAAUGAAAUACCAGAUAUAUUAAGAAAAUAUAUAACCGAGGAUCUGCAUACUAAAAUGUGGCUGGUUUAUUCUGCAAGUAAGUUUGCGUUUAAAACUCUUACCGAUACUAGUAAACAAGCCUCAUUGGUAUUUCAAGAAAACAUUAUCAAAAAGCACGUGACGGAAACAGAACUUGAUUUCUUACUUCAUACAGGGAUAAUCACAAAGAAAAAAUCAUUGGACAAUGGCUCUCAAAAACAGUACGAUAUAUGUUUGUUCACAAAACGAUCCAGGAGUUUUUAGCAUCUGUGUAUAUUGCAAUAAAUAAGGAGGAAUUAGAUGCAAACCUUAAGGCGAUACAACAAGCGUUUUGUAAAAGUAAAUCAGUCAUGGACAUAGGUCAGCUAUUCAUCUUUACGUGUGGAAUGUGUCCCCCUGCGGCUGAUAGAAUAUCAAAGCACAUCAUGGAUGUCAUAACACGCGACAUGGAAAGCACGCUACAUGAUAACUCAAACCAGAACACAUGUUCAUUUGACCAAUGUUAUGUAGCACAAUGUACUAUACUAGAAGGCCUUAUGGAAAGUAAUGCAAAUAACCAGCCUUUUAUACGCCUGACCAUCAGUCAUAUCAUAUGUGAACCUGCUCAGAUCAAUGCAGACACACCUUUAAAAACAUUACUAGAUAUGAACAUAGCAAACAUCGUUAGCCUUAAUGCAUCCAUUGUCUGCACCGAAUCUUGUUUUCAGGAUAUAAUUUCCCAAUCGAGAGUACAGGAAAUAAUUUACCAAUCGAGAGAAAAGCUUUUGUAUCUGAGUCUCAAAGACAAUGGUAAAAUUAGCUUAAAUGGUCUACAACUCAAGUACCUGCGCUGUGUGGGAGCUACCGAUUUAACAAAUCUAGAUUGCAGCAAUAUGGUCGAAUGCGCGUUAUCAGCAACGCCAUUAACAGAAAAGUGCGUCUUCGAAAGGAUGAAAGGCACUGGUGGAAACAUUAGACUUUUUCACAUUGACGAGUGUACAUCCAUUUCCCUUCUCAGUAUGGCUCUUCCAAAUCUACGAAGUCUACAUACGUUUGAAUUAUCAAAUACCGUACUUUUGAAUACACAGUUGCACGAGGUAAUGCCUCAAUAGAUCAAGUAUGUAGUGUACAAGGCCGUACAAGUUUCCGCUCAUGUUGUUGAGUCGAUGGUGAACUGGUCAAAGUCUCGAGACGUGCAAUGUACAUUAUUUUAUUGUUAUUUUGCAUAUCUGUCUCCGGACGAGACAGAAAUAUGUCACUGGAUAAAGGAGCAAGACGGCAUCAUUAUAAAAGAAAUACAAGGAACUGGAAACAAUCUUCAAAUUGUGUGGUGUAAUAGCUUGAAGUGAAAAGAUAAAGUACUUUACAUGACUGUUUAUAAGGUAUGAUAUGUAUUGUUUAUAUAACCUGGCGAAAUACAUACUACACGCAGAAUAAGUUUAUAGUUAAAGGUUUAAUGAUAUGUGUAUAUCUCUGUGGGUUAGUCAUAACGAACACUGUCAAUACAAUGUUCACAUCGGUGUCGAACAGUUGAAUACGCAACGUACAUACGGUGAUGUCUGUUUUUUAUUUCUGACUUAAUCUGCUUUUGAUGAAACCAAUUCACAUUAUGCCAAUUGAAUUUUCGUUUCCGAUAUUUGUGAUAUAGUUCCGUUACCACAAUAAACAUUAAUAUUACAAAUUUCAACAGGGCUUCAAUAGGAACUUGAAAGUAUAACAGGUGUUUAAAUGUAUGCUGUUAAUACGUUGAUGCCACUACAUGUAUAUGGCUGCAUUUAUGUAAUACAAAUGGAUGCAUAUAUGUAGUACAGAUCCUUAAUCAUAAUAAGAAGUAGUAUAACAAAUGUUCAAAAGGCCUAAUUGGAGCAACAGACAAACAAGUUAUAAGAUGUAAACUGUUACUAGUUUAAUUUAAGUAUUUGUGCAUUUAAUAAUGAAUAAUCUUUGUUGUGUCAUGGUGUGUUUGGUUUCUUAUUUUCGAAACAAACUAGAAAUAUAGAGAUCAUGCUAAACCUGCAUUCGCGCUUCAAGGUUUAUGUGUAGUGUAAAUGCAUUAUAUUAGUGAUUAUGUAUGUCCCUAUUAAAUCCAUUCUAGCAAGAAAAUUCCAUGUAAACGUUUGUUAAAAACGAAAGUAUAAUCAACACCCACAAUGAAAUGUUCAGCAUUAUUCCAGGUACAUAGAAAAGUAAUACAAAUAUCCAAUUACAUAAAAAAUUUCCCUAUUAAAACUUGUUAUGUAUUUCUACAUUCUAGUCCAGAUAUUUCGUGUUAGAUUUAACUUACCAUUACGACAUUUUCCAUAAAUAUUUUUAUUUCAUGGUAUUGUGUUGAACUAUCACAAUUAUGUAUGUUCGAUUACAAUAUAAUACUUUUGUAUGUUUCGCCUAUUUUUUUGUACUUGCGUUUUACCAAUAUUUAAUUCUCCAUUAGUUUGACCUGAAUUGUCUGGAUGUGUCAUAGCUUAUUUAUUGAACCUCAAAACGGCAUUUCUUUGAAAGAAACUUAUAUUUAGUUAAUGAUAUAUUUCGUGAAUUGACAUUAAGUUCAUUAGAUAUGUUCAAUCAAGAAGAUUUUUUUUAUUCAAGUUGAACUAAUGUUGAAUUAAAUUUGCUUUACGUUGAAUCAUGUUUGAUUCUUUUGAAUAAAGAUGGUAUUAGGUUCAGUCAAUUUAUUUUUAAAGUUAAAUUGACACAAUGCUAGGUCAAGAUGGUAUUAUGGUAAGUUAAUAUUACACUGGUGAGUAGAGUUAGCAUAAUAUUGAAUUUAGUUGACAUAUUUUGAGCCUAAUUAUGCCUUAGGUUUAGUACGGUUAGAGUUGUGUUUAGACAAUAUAAUAGUUGGUGGAGUCAAGAUGCAAUUAUGCCGGAUUAACUUGACAAUAUAUUGAGGCAUAUUGUCAUUGUGUUUAGCCAAAAGCAUAAUACGUCUAGUAGUAUUAAUUUUAAGUAAUGGCAACGUAUUUCGUGUUUCGUUCCACAAAUGUUACCUUCGACCAAUAUAAUGCAUUGUUGAGUGUGGUGGUUCUUAUGUUCAGUUCAUAUAAAACAGAUGUGUGGUUAAGCAAUUGUCAUCAGUUUGUCAUAUGAGCUAAACGUUAGGAUAAUAGCAUACUACAACACGUUACAUAAACUGAAGAUUUUAAUACCGAAAUAAUAGUAACGGUUAGGGUUUAAGCGAAAACUUACUUGUAGAAUAAACAAAUGAUAUUUUACUAUGCACAUCCGAGGUUAUAUAUGUCUUUAUAUAUCUGGUGUUUCAUUAAAAAAGUUUCACUAAUUGCCUAAUUCAAUCUGAAGUUUCGACAAUCCUUGGUUCACUUGAAAAAAGUUAAUAUUUUUAGUACAUUCGGUAAAAAAAAUUCGUGAUGUGAAAUCGAAAGUACAUCGCGAAAAGAGGUGACAUAACGAUAUACACACUAUAAAUAACGCAAGUAGAUUGAUCAUUUUAUAUAUAAAAUAUAUACAACUCACUACGCAUGCACAAUUUGCAUUCCUGGGUUUACCACGUGACGAUCAUGAUCAAUCUACUGGCGUUAUUUAUAGUUAACUGAUAGUUACCUUGUAGACAUACCCAGUAAAAUUUUUUACCGAAUAUACUGAAAAUAUGAAAACUUAACAACUUUUUUCAAGUAAUGUUAUAUACCAGUCGUGAUAUUUUAAUCAAUAUAAACUAAUAAUUGUAAAACAAUACGCUAUUUUACAACUUUUCUUUUCUUCUUUGUCGUGGUUGACAGUCCCUUUAAUAUCAAGAACACUCAACAUGUAUUACGUUUGAUAAAGCCUUAUGCCUGAUUAACUCAACUUAACCCAAAAGAAUGUGAUAUCAUACAUAUUUUACCCGAUAAAUUCAAACUUGACUGCACAAAUCGAAAACUUGACCCACAAACUUUACCCAAUGUUAUGUCAAAUUGCUUGUACAUAAUGCCAGUCUUUUCAAUAUAAUGCUAAAUUGACUAAACACUAUUUAAGCUAGACCAAACCUUAUGAUUAUUUCAACCAACAAUCGGCUAAUUUUACUAAAACUAGUGUUAACUUUAACUAAGCAUUCUUCCGAUUUAACCGAAAAAUAUGCCAACUUUAUUUAAUCAAACUGCUUUUUUGACCCAAUUAAAUGCCAACUUGAUCCACUCUAACGCUAAAAAUAGUCAAUAUUAUAUCAAAUUGACCCAACAUAACACUUCAGUUUGACUCAACAUAAGGCAAUCUUGACUACACGCAAUCUCGUUUUUACUUAAAUGACCCAAUCGUUUGUUUUUUAAUUCAACAACAUUCUUGAAAGACUCAACCAUAUGUCAUUUUGAUUAAAAUAAUCUGAUCUUCACCCAAUAUUAUGAUUUUUGAACCAAAUAUAAGGUCAAAUUGACUCAACCAAAUGUAUAAAUGACUCAACCGAACUGCCAUGUCCACUUUUGAUUUCACGUUAUAUCAGUUGGGUCCAAAAUAAUGUCUUUUUUACUCAACAUAAACUUGACAUGCCCAAUAUAAUGCCAACUAAUCAGGCAUAUAAGUUUCUCUCAACAAAAUACAGUGUUUGCGUUCCAUUCGUAUGAAUGUACAUAUCUGCAAUGUUGUCAUAUUUCUGUCUUUAAAGGUUGUUAGCAGAAAACUCGAUCUUGUUAUGUGAAUGACCUUUGUGUAAGCCUUUCGUCAACUAAACGUGUCAUACUUUUUUUCGUAAUUUCGACGCUAGUAUUAUACUUUGGUAGCUUUAAUACAUAUACAGGUUCUUGUUUUUAUAAUAACUGAACAAAGGCGAAAGAAUUACAUUAAAAGUUUCUCAAAUAGCUGCCUCAAAAUGAUACAAGUGGUUGAUGAUAAGUAUUUGAUUAAUUUUUAUUUUGUUUGCAUACGUUUUUAUGUUAUUUCUGUAUAGGUAUAUGAGCUCAAGGUCGUCUUAGACUGGCAUUGAACUGUUGCACUUGACUUAAUUAUUUAUAUAAAUAUUAUACAUAUAAAACAAAUUCUUACAUACAAUAUGUAACUAAGUUUUUAACAUGUCAUUUAUUUCGGCUUCUUCACGAGGCAUGAUGCAGUCGUGUUUUGUUGUUUUUUAUGUUGUUUUUUUUUUUGGGGGGGGGGUAGAGUGAAGUUAGACAUCCCAUUUAAUCAGUUUACAAGCGUUUCCGUUUGAUCCUGAUUCAUAUGUUAGCUGAUGGAAACAGUAAUUUUUAAUUCUUUUUUUUGUAGUGUAGAGUGUACAUGUAUUUUUAGCUUUCCAGAGCACAAUGUGGUCAUGAAGAACUUUUGUGAUCGCUUUUUGUCCGUCGUGCGGUAUGCGGCGUGCGUUGUGCGGCGUCAACAUUUGCCUUGUUAUCACUCUAGAGGCCAUUUUUAUUUCCGUACUUCAUGAAAUUUGGUCAGAACAUUUGUGCUAAUGAACUCUUGGACGAGUUCGACAUUGGUUCCGGUUGGUUGCAAAACAUGGCCGCAAGGUGGCGGGGCAUUGUUUCCUUAUAUGGCUAUAGUAAACCCUUGUUAACACGCUAGUAAAAAGUUACGAGGUCCCCUCGUCUUUGGCGUUAGAUAAUGUGAGUACCCGGAUUGUAUUCCUGCGCUCGUACCUUAUUAAAACACAAUUUGGAUGAACUUUGAAUCAAAGUAGUCCUUUACAGCCGUUUAGUUCCCACUGAAAGAUCCUCAAUUUGCAAUAAAGAUAUUCACACAUCCAAGGAUUGCAGAAACUUAGACUCGACGAAUUGACACUGACGGAAAAAGAUAAGAUAGAAUCCCAGAUAAAGUCAGGACCGAAACAACUAAAUAUAUGCAUCGUAUGUUUUGCCAUUUGUUUCAAUGAAUCCUUCGGGAGCCCAUUAGACGAGAGGUUUAAAUAUUUUUUCGCUUUAAUUUAUAGUACAAUCCAUCAGUAGUAACACCACAAUCCGAGUUUGAAUAACACAUACGUUUUGUUGGAAUGACAAUAUUAUGCUAAUUUCGGACCGAGAGCGAAUCAUGCUUGUUCCCAAUUGUCAGACCGAUGCCCAAUUUUUUUUUCGGACCAAUCUAGAGCCAAUAUUAAAAUUUACUCGCGUUAUAUUAAAACUAUAAAUGUCAGAGCAAUGCAACUGUUUUAAGAAAUACAUCGACCUGUAUUUGUGUAACCUUUAUAUUUCUGAAGUUCACAUAUGUGGUGUUGCUACUUGUGUGUAAAUAUGAAUAAAUGUGUGCGGAUAUCACGCUAUCAAAUGUUGGGUGAAGUUUGUUGUUGUUUUGUUUUGAACGGCAGUAAUUAAUUUUAAUCAUUUCGACUUUGUUAACCUUAAAUAGGCCUUUUCACGUUUUGGUUAAUUGACAAAAUGAAAAAAAUGUUUUAGAUUCGCAAAUGUUCGCUGUAGUUAUGAUAUUUGUGAGGGAACAGUAAUACUGAACAUUUACCAUGCUCGAAAAUUUUCAUUAUAUGCAUCUUUUGUCGAUUUAAAAACGCGAAACGAUUGAAUAAUAUGAUUUUUUAUGUUGUUGUCGUUAUAUUUUGUGACACUAUAUAACUUUGUUAUAUAAAGCAUAAAAUACAUCAUUCAUUGUAUAAUCAUGGAUGGCCGAGUGGUCUUAUCGUUUGACUUUUACUCCGAGGGUCAGUGGUUCGAGCCCAGUUGAGGGUGUGUUUUUUUCUUUCUUCAAUUUUUUUCCUGUUUUUUUUAUUGGAGCUUUUUAGAACCAAUGUUAACAUGUAUCAAUAUAAAUCAUUUAAUGACAAAAAUCAAUGCAUGCCAGAAUCUGUGAAAAGGAAAACAAUUAAGAACGCAGUAAAGAAUUUUGCUUUAGAUGAGAUUCGAUAUUCUGCAAGAUUUUAAGAAACAUUGACUGAACUAUAUAUGGGAUUUUGAAGUCUUAAGAUAGUGUGUACGAAUUAAACUUUUACACAACUUUUAACCAAAAGAUGUACAUACAUAUGACAUCAUUUUUUCAAUGAUAUCUUUCAGAGUUUUUCAUAUUCGGAAAAUACAGUUUUGAAAUUAAGUGUUAACACAAUAUGGCAACAGUGGGCAUGGCCGUCAUGAUUUCUUAGAGAUGGGCCACCUGUUAUUGUUGUCCUUUAUAUCAUGUUAUAUACUUAUUAAAGUAUUAUAUAAGUC